Messenger RNA from Gasterosteus aculeatus aculeatus (three-spined stickleback), 4793 nucleotides. It is a transcript of the gene nyx, whose product is annotated as nyctalopin. Gene Ontology annotation, molecular function: protein binding. The record is from RefSeq and is a predicted model, not a curated record. NCBI's taxonomy places the organism in Eukaryota, Metazoa, Chordata, Actinopteri, Perciformes, Gasterosteidae. Gene Ontology annotation, cellular component: plasma membrane.
AAAAGGGGGGGGGAGGGCGGGGUAGUGCCCGCCUCCCUUAUGGAACGUUGAAGUACUGUCAGGUUCUCUGAGAGUUUUAUCUGCUCAGGCGUACAUUAAAAAUCUGUGGCUUUCGCGAAGCCGGAGCAGGCUUUUCCUCUCAAAGAGGAGCAGCCAUCGAGAGGAGGAGAGAUGGGGCGUUUCACCUCAAAAUGCUCCCAAUUUUCUCAUCGGGUGUGUUGUGCCUUGAAACCUUUUUCUUUUUUUUUUCCUUUUAUUUUUCUUUUUAAAGAAACUGAGAUAUAAGCGGAUGCACUGACAGUGUUGACUUGAGAUUGAAUGGUGCUACUUGAUUUAAGUGUGUAGGCCCUUGUUCGUCGUGCCCAUCGAGUUUUACAAGUUCUUUUAUUGCACAUCUAGAGUUUUAUAUAGAUGUCUUGGAUAUGUGUCCUUAAGCUUCCAAAUAUUGUGUGUGAGGAGUUUGUGAGAAACGCAGCUUGUUUACAAAGAGGACAGGUUCUAAACGUUUAAACCAGGAUUUAUUUGGGACCAGGGGAUUUAGCAGUCGGGGGAAUUUAGCCAUUUGCACAGAUUUCUAGAUUCUACUUUUGCUGCUAGUUUUGUGUAAUUUAUUAAGCAUUUUUGACAAAUAUUUAUUUUUGUAAGCCUCAAAGUGAUUCUUUGAAAGUUUCAGUAACUUGACCAAAAGACAGUACAAAAAACACUGGCACUUGAAUGUUGAAUGUCACCUGUUUGCGUGAAAUUUAUAUAUUUCGGGGUAGUGUGAGCUUUUUAAUGUUUAAGAUACAUUGGACUCGGUAAAUAAUAUCCACAGCUGUUUCGGGGGCCUCCUCGUGGCCCCUCAUCUCUAUUAGACUCUAUUAAUUGGUGAACAAAAUUUGAAAUGGAAUUGAACAAACAUGCCAAGGUUUGGAAUAAAGCUGUCAGAGCAAAAACAAAACAAUCUCUUAAGCAUAUCAGUGCUGAAGUGUUAAGAUUCUCCAAUUGUGUGCAUUAUUGAUUCUUUACUCUAAUUUGACCUGAUUAUUUUUCUCCAGUGAAUGUCUGGCACAUGGCAAUCCUUAAAGAAACAAACAUGUGGUUUAUUCUCAUUGUCGUAUUUGUAUAUGUGGACCCUCUGGGGUUCCUCCGAACGUGGAACCCGUCUGUACGAGACAACACCAGUUCUGCGCAGGUUGUUGCAUGGCAGAACCAGAGACGCGUUCCACGUUCUCCAAAGGAACCCCGGGGCUCUUUAGGUGUAGACUUUGCUUUCUGUAUUAGCUUCUAGGCUCCUGCACCGCAUGGGAAAUACUCGGCUGUGCAAUUGUAUGAUUUUACCAAAAUAAAAAGGUUGAAUGCAAAAAAAAAAAAGUACCUGGACGAAUCCAGCAUGUUUGAUGAAGACUUGUUUACUGUAGUGCAGAGAAGACUUGUAGCAGCGGCCUGUUGCCGCGUGGCGAUUCCAGGAGGACCGGCGGCAAAAUUCAAUUUGGUAUCCAAGGGAUGGGCUUCAUUUCUUUUGAAAACAAUAUAAAGAUUUCAUUUGUAAAUUGACCUUUGUGGAUUGUGUUCUUUCCUCAAACUGGUGUCACGGCGACGAUACGUCACCUUCCAACCCGUCCAGCAUCUAUUCACUGCACGUUCCUGUCGCGAAUGGAAGAUCAUGUACACGGAUGUAAAGCUGAAUCGACGUGGACGUUUCUGAGGACGAGUGCGCUACAUUUAAGGGCGGGCGUCCUGGUGGAAAUCUAUUUUUGCUCAAAGUUCACAAAAGAACGCAGAGCUUCCUGUCGUGGUCCCUCACUCUAGAUCUAGAAUAGAAGUGUUUCUCACUUGGGACGAGAGGCUUCAUGCCGACUUCUGACUCUUUAGUCCUUCUAGUAGCUCUUUGAGGCUCGUUAGUUAUUUUUGUUUGUCUUUGGGGGGAGUUUUCCUCCUCGAUGGGUAUUGUGUGUGUGUGUGUAACAGUCAUUGAGUUCGUACUGCACCGCUUCAUGGUUGAUAUUGUUGGGCCCCGGUGACCUUUGACCUCCCUGUGGCUGUAUCCCUACAUGCCAAAAGUGCCUGUGUGCUCUUUGCACGAAGCAAAAUCCCAUGUUUGGUGAAUCUUUUUGAAAGGUCUGAGUAAGUGAACCGCUUCUUUGAUGCUCAAAUGGUGUCGGGUCACUUUUGCACGGCGGUUUUUAUCUGAAGGUUUGCAGCUGAGCUGCUCCGCCCUGACGAUCAAACCCAGAAACAUCACCGGUCUCUUUCCCAGUGGGACCAGAUGUGCACAGAUUAUGGUGUCUGUGUGCAGCUUUCCAAGUGGCGCGCUGUGCUGACAGGGUGGAAUCCUCGAGGUAGGUGACCUGUAUUUGAUGCCUCUACAGACGGAGCUCUCAGGCUGGAAAGUGACUGGAUGCACGUCUGCACUGGACUGCUGUCACCCCCACCCCACUUUUUGGGGAUGUUUUUUUUUUUUUUUCCACGAUGCUCUCGAAAGGCCUCUGAUGUGCCGAUGACCUUUGACCCUCCCACCCAAUGACAACCCAUUAAAAAAAACUUGUGUAAUAUCUGAUUAAAGAAGUGCGCGGUUGGAGUGACAGUCUGAGGAUGGAGGUAACCAUGGUAACCAUGGUCACCCGGCACAUCGUAUCGAUCGCCUCAUCGGGUCACGUGUCGCUGAUCCGUGUCAACAUCCGCAUCUCUGGACUCCCGCGUCCCCACCUGGUGCUGCGAGUGUGCGUCCGACUAAUCCGCGUUGCGGUUUGAUCCCGCAGCUUCGUUUUGCGCCUUUUAAUCUCCCUCCAUCUCCCGGAUUUGAGUGCCAUUAAGAGAUGGCUUUUUGGUGUGCGUGUGUUUUAUGACACACACACACAGUCAAGGGUGGGGGGGAGGAGAAAGGCGUAAAUUCACAACUGCACACACUUUUUUGCCAGAGCGCGUCUGUCUGAAGCCGCCGGUGGAGCACCGUGCAGACCGGUACGGGACGGCCGGGAUGGGGCCCAGCGGGACGGGUGGGGUCGUGUCCUUCAACUCAAGCGGGUGGAGCUGCCUGGAAAGAUCUGCAGACAUCCGCUAAUCCUGGCAUGUCCCACAUGAGCGACUCCAGCAAUGACUGUCAUCACUUUCACCGUCUCGGUGCUCUGCCUGCUGCCCCCGGCAGCACUCGCCCGCUGGGCGUGCGAGCGGGCGUGUCCGGCCUCCUGCUCGUGCACGCAGGAGAAGAGCUGCAGCGUGCUGUGCGACCGCUCCGGCAUGGCCGAGCUGCCCAGAGAGUUCCCCUGCGAGGCGUCCGCCAUCAACCUGGACAAGAACAGCCUCAAGUUCCUGUCGGAGAGGGCGUUCGGCACGCUGCCCGCCCUCAAGACGCUCUCCCUGGACCACAACAACAUCUCCUUCAUCACGCCCGGGGCCUUCAAGGGCCUCGGCAACCUGGUGGAGCUGAAAAUUGCGAACAACGACUACAUCAGUUACCUCCACACGCGGACCUUCACAGGGCUGAAGAAGCUGGUGCGCCUCGACGUGUCCAACUGUAACCUCUUCAACAUCCCCGACCGCAUCUUCCUGGAGCAGGCGGCGCUGAAGGAGGUGCGCUGCUUCGAGAACAACUUCCGCAGGAUCCCCGGGGCCUUCAGAGGGAUGGAGAACCUGACCCACCUCUACCUGGAGAGGAACAAGAUCGAGGCGGUGGCCUACAACUCCCUGCUGGGCCUCCGCGGCCUCAGGUACCUGAACCUGCAGGAGAACCUCAUCAAUGUGAUCCACGACGGCUCCUUCCAAGACCUCCUGCGGCUGGAGAACUUCUACUUCAACGACAACCUGCUGACCGACCUGCCGCGGCACGCCUUCCGAGGCCUCGUCCGCCUCAAGAUGCUCAACCUCGGCGGGAACCAGUUGACCAACGUGUCCCGGACGUGGUUCGGCGACCUGGUGGAGCUGGAGGUCCUGUACCUGGACAGGAACCAGCUGGUGAACAUCGAGGAAGGCACGUUCCAGAACCUCACCAGCCUGAUCACGCUCCACCUGAACAGCAACAACCUCACCAGCCUCCCCUUCCCCGUCUUCCAGCCCGUCUACUUCCUGGCCCGCCUCUUCCUCUUCAGGAACCCCUGGGCGUGCGACUGCUCCCUGGAGUGGCUGAAGCAGUGGAUGGAGAGCUACAAGCUGGUGCGGGACGUCCCCUGCGCCUCGCCUUCCUCCGUGGCGGGGCUGGACCUCGGCGAGGUGGUCUUCGCCAGGGCGAACGGCACGUGCGUGGACCCCGGCGAGCUGAACCUGACGGCGGCGCCGGCGGAUGUCGCCUCCACCACCGAGAACCGCUUCAACAGCCUCAUCUCCAAGCUGCUGCAGCAGGAGAUCAGGGAGGAGCUGGGCAACGGCACGGAGAGCCUUCGCAACGGGACGCUGGCCGAGGCCGAGGACGGGCAGCUCUCCGCGGGGGUCAGAGGUCAGCGGGCCCCGGCCGUCCUGUGCUUCGUCGCGGUGUGGCUCGCCCGUUGCACAUGAGCACGGUGGAGAAGGGGGCGGGUUCUCUUCACAGGAAACAAGCAGUGUUUGUUUAUCCGUUAGAGGCGCGGGGGGCAUUUGGGACGUUGGCUUCAGGUGAACUGACCGCCUGGUAAUCUGAAUCUUCCUCAGAGGGAACAGAGGCCAUAGUCAGGUAUUUAUGGAUGAAAUAUGGGACGCACAGCUCGAGAUCUCCACAUCAGAGUUGAUUAACUGUGGCCAAAUGAUGAAAAUGUAUUUGUGAACCUCCACCUUUUGUUGUGUAACUCUCAGUGUAAAUUAAUAUUACAUCAUAUUCGAGAGCUAAGAACAGAGUUCAGCUU